Messenger RNA from Pogoniulus pusillus (Red-fronted tinkerbird), 1749 nucleotides. It is a transcript of the gene NT5C3A, whose product is annotated as 5'-nucleotidase, cytosolic IIIA. The record is from RefSeq and is a predicted model, not a curated record. The transcript is spliced from 10 exons. Gene Ontology annotation, molecular function: magnesium ion binding; 5'-nucleotidase activity. Gene Ontology annotation, cellular component: cytoplasm. Lineage: Eukaryota; Metazoa; Chordata; Aves; Piciformes; Lybiidae. Bases 157 to 1233 code for a protein of 358 amino acids.
GCGUGCCGGCGGGGGCGGGCGGCGCUGCGGACUCGCCGGGGCUGGCGCCGCUGAGGGACACCCGCAGCCUGCCACCCGUCCUUCGGCGACUGAGAGGCCAGCCUCGCCUUCCUGCAGCGGCUCUCGGCGCCCCGGCGGUGCCCCCGGGGAGCUACCAUGGACAGGACCGCCGUGGCGAAGAUGGGAGCCGUGGCCAGCGCCAGCGUGUGCGCUCUGGUCGGCGGCGUGGUGCUGGCCCAGUACAUCUUCACCAUGAAGAAGAAGACGGCCUGUAUGCAAGCCCUGCAUCUCUGGACUCUGCUUGCCACCUAUGCUGUUGCAGUAGGACAAAAUCAAGGACAGAAGAAUCAGGAGUGCCCUAAGCUCAACGCACAGAUGCCAGAAUUUCAGAAGAAGACUGUCCACAUUAAGGACCCAGGGAGAGUAGAGGAGAUUAUUUGUGGCCUCAUCAAAGGUGGAGCUGCCAAACUUCAGAUUAUUACAGAUUUUGAUAUGACAUUAAGUAGAUUUUCCUACAAUGGAAAAAGAUGUCCAACUUGUCAUAACAUCAUUGAUAACUCUAAGCUCAUCACAGAGGAAUGUCGGCAAAAGUUAUUGCAGCUGAAAGAAACUUACUAUGCUAUUGAAAUUGAUCCAGCUCUCACUAUUGAAGAGAAAUACCCUUACAUGGUAGAAUGGUACAAUAAGUCUCAUGCACUACUGAUUGAGCAAGGCCUACAAAAGGAUAAGUUUGCAGAAAUUGUGAGGGAAUCUGAUGUGAUGCUGAAAGAAGGAUAUGAGAACUUCUUUGAUAAGCUGAGUGAACAUAAUAUUCCUGUGUUCAUCUUUUCUGCUGGAAUUGGAGACAUUCUGGAGGAAGUUAUCCACCAGGCUGGAGUCUACCAUUCCAACGUCAAAGUGGUUUCCAAUUUCAUGGAGUUUGAUGAAAAUGGAGUACUAAAAGGAUUUAAAGGAGAAUUGAUUCAUGUUUACAACAAGCAUGAUGGUGCCUUGAAGAACACAGAGUACUUCAAACAACUGAAAGACAACAGUAACAUCAUCCUGCUGGGUGACUCCCAAGGAGACCUGAGCAUGGCAGAUGGAGUAGCAAACGUUGAGCACAUUCUGAAGAUUGGCUAUCUCAAUGACAAGGUGGAUGAGCUUUUGGAGAAGUACAUGGACUCUUACGACAUCGUCUUGGUGAAAGACGAAUCCCUGGAAGUAGCCAACUCCAUCCUACAGAAGAUCCUGUAGCUGGCAGUCUCGAGUCACUCCAUUCCUUCCAGGAGGCAACUGGACAGAAGGGCAGACGUUUGCUGGCUUAGAUGUCCUCAUCACCCACUGUCAGAACUGGUUCAUUUAAAGUUCUUACCUUCGUCCUGGUGUUUUCAGACCCAUGCAGGAUCCAGUGUCAGCUAGAAGCUCCUUUCAGUGCUCUGAUGCUCCUCUUUACUGUCUCACACUCCUGUUGUAACUAGGUUUAAAUCAGAUUGCCCAAUGUGAGAACUGCUGCUACUAGGAUACUGUGGUUCACUCUCUGGUAAUCAGACAUUUCAGAGGAGCAGCUCCAAACCUGUGGCUGGUUUGUAACCCAGAAGAUGUGAAGGUUCUGUGAAUAAGCAGCAUGCACCUUUGUGUUGCCUUUUCUUCUGUCGAAGAAGAUACUUCAGUCUCAGCUGGACUCUGAAGGAUCUUACUCAUCUGCUACAGACUUGCAGGGAAGAUUUUCAUACAUCUGUUUUGGUUCAGUAAAAAUGCUUUCUUCACCCA